This is a messenger RNA of Magnolia sinica, 2504 nucleotides long. Its product is annotated as phragmoplastin DRP1E-like. Gene Ontology annotation, molecular function: GTP binding; microtubule binding; GTPase activity. Lineage: Eukaryota; Viridiplantae; Streptophyta; Magnoliopsida; Magnoliales; Magnoliaceae. Bases 249 to 2081 code for a protein of 610 amino acids. The transcript has 15 exons. The record is from RefSeq and is a predicted model, not a curated record. Gene Ontology annotation, cellular component: cytoplasm; microtubule; membrane.
CGAAGUUUUUUUUCUCGUAAGGAACAAUGCGCACCUGGCGCUCUUUAGCCGACGGACAUUUCCCACGCCGAACCGCAGGGAAGCAAGAAAGAAAUAAAAUGACGGGGCUCUAGAGAAGAAACUUCCAACGACCACGCCAGCUACUUCGUUCCUAAGACGCCUCUCUUGUUCUUCUUCUUCUUCUUCGACAUUUCCAGGGUUUGCAGCAAAGAAGAUUAGGGUUAGGGUUUUUGGAGUAGAGGAAGAACAUGGAAAACUUGAUCGGACUCGUUAACAGAAUCCAGAGGGCCUGUACGGUCCUCGGUGACCAUGGCGGCGACAACGCCUUGCCGACUCUUUGGGAAUCUCUUCCGUCCGUCGCCGUCGUCGGAGGACAGAGUUCUGGAAAAUCUUCAGUUCUUGAGAGCUUCGUCGGGCGUGAUUUCCUUCCCAGGGGCUCUGGGAUCGUAACGAGGCGACCGUUGGUUCUGCAGCUGCACAAGACGGAAGAGGGACAGGUGGAGUAUGCCGAGUUUCUUCAUUUGCAGAACAGAAGAUUUACGGAUUUUGCCAUGGUGCGCAAGGAAAUUCAAGACGAGACUGACAGAAUAACUGGGAGAUCUAAACAGAUAUCUCCAGUUCCUAUCCACCUCAGCAUAUACUCUCCAAAUGUUGUCAACCUGACAUUGAUAGAUCUACCUGGUCUUACAAAGGUUGCUAUAGAGGGACAGCCAGACAGUAUUGUUGAAGACAUUGAGAACAUGGUCCGCAGUUAUGUUGAAAAGCCUAGCUGCAUUAUAUUAGCUAUAUCUCCAGCCAAUCAAGACAUCGCAACAUCAGAUGCUAUUAAGCUUGCCAGAGAAGUUGAUCCAUCAGGUGAGAGGACAUUUGGAGUGUUGACGAAACUAGAUUUGAUGGACAAGGGUACAAAUGCUAUAGAUGUUCUUGAAGGAAGAUCUUAUAGGCUGUUACAUCCUUGGGUUGGAGUUGUUAACCGCUCACAAGCAGACAUCAAUAAGAAUAUCGACAUGAUGGCUGCCAGGAGAAGGGAGCGGGAGUAUUUUGCAACAAGUCCUGAUUAUGCACACUUGGCAAGUAAAAUGGGUUCCGAAUAUCUUGCAAAACUUCUCUCCAAGCACUUGGAGUCGGUGAUUAGAGCACGCAUACCUACUAUCACAUCCUCGAUAAGCAAAACCAUUGCCGAGCUUGAAUCAGAGAUGGACCAUAUUGGUAGGCCCAUCGCUGUUGAUCCAGGGGCUCAAUUGUACAUGAUUUUAGAACUCUGCCGUAUAUUUGACCGGAUAUUCAAAGAGCAUCUUGAUGGAGGGCGACCUGGUGGUGAUCGAAUAUAUGGGGUUUUCGACAACCAGCUCCCUGCUGCAUUGAGCAGGCUUCCAUUGGAUCGCCAUCUUUCCCUGCAGAAUGUGAAGAAAGUGGUUUCGGAGGCAGAUGGUUAUCAACCACAUCUGAUUGCUCCUGAGCAAGGGUAUCGGCGCCUCAUUGAGGGAGCUCUCAAUUAUUUCAAAGGCCCAGCUGAAGCUACCGUUGACGCUGUGCACCUUGUUUUGAAAGAACUUGUUCGAAGGUCGAUGGGAGAGACUCAGGAGUUGAAGCGGUUUCCUACACUCCAAGCCGAAAUAGCAGUAGCUGCGAAUGAAGCUUUGGAAAGGUUUCGUGAAGAGAGCCGGAAGACAGCACUACGAUUGGUAGAGAUGGAAUCUUCGUAUCCGACUGCAGAUUUCUUCCGGAAGCUCCCACAGGAAAUGGAGAAGGGAGGGAACCCGGCUGCCCCCACUGUUGAUCGAUACUCAGAGGGGCACUUCCGAAGGAUAGGAUCGAAUGUGUCAUCUUAUGUUGGGAUGGUGUCGGAUACACUUAGCAAAACCAUUCCGAAGGCUGUUGUCUAUUGUCAAGUCCGGGAGUCCAAGCAAUCUCUACUCAAUAACUUCUAUAUACAACUGGGGAAGAAAGAGGGCAAGGAGCUUGCAAAAAUGCUGGAUGAGGACCCGUCACUGAUGGAGCGCAGACUGCAAUGUGCCAAGAGGCUUGAAUUGUAUAAGUCCGCAAGGGAAGAAGUAGAAUCUGUAUCCUAUGUCAGAUAGGAUGGAAGCAUAUACUGGGAAACACAAUCUUUCUUGUAAAAAUCAAUUCUGCAUCACUGGUCAGAUAGAAUCAUAUACAGAUAAACAUCAUGAGUCGGAUAGGAUGGAAGCAUAUGCAGAUAAAAGAGCGUCUCCUGUAGAAAUUGGUUGUGUCAUGGGUCAGAUAGGAUGGAAGCGUAUAACGAUAAGCACCAUGUAUCAGAGUAAUGUGCGUCAUAUGCUGUAGAAGGUUAAUGCACUAUGAGUGGCCCAUGCUGAUUUAUUUAUUUUUUUCCUUUUUUAAAAAAAAGCAUAUGAUAUUGUUUCAUGUAUUCGUUUUGGUUGAUACAGUGCUGAAUUAUCAGAUCUUUUGCACUCAUGUAAUCGGAUAUUCAUAUAUUCUUUUAACCUUUCAAAAAAAUAUAUCUCCACAUAUUUAUUCUA